CCAUGACUACACUUUGUAAGAAAGUGGAAAGUAUGGAUGAAGAGAUACAGAUAAUAAGAAAAACAGCUAGUAGUCAGCAACAUGACUCAAAAAAUGCGGAGAUAAGACGAUCGGAAGUCUCUAAAAUUCCAGACCUAGAAGGUGACGUUGAGAAACACCUAAAAACUCAUAACAGUUUAUUAAAUACAGUUGCAGGAAGCAGCACAACUAGCAGUUCAUCUGCAAAGAAGAAGGAAGAAAUUAAACCCAGAUACACAAAUAUAAAUAUGAACAAUUUAUUUUCAAAACCAUUCACACAAAAAAAUAUCCAAAAUACCCAGAACGAAAUAUUCCUACCACCACAGAUAAAUACCUACAAAGAGAGUUUGAACCAAGCCAAAAGGACAUACAACCAUAUAACCCGUACAUAUAUAGACAACAUACACAAAAUACAAAACUUUUUAAACAAAAACCCAAGAUUCCAAACUACCCAAAAUCCAAAUGAAGAUUAUAUUACUCUUUAUCUAACAGGAUACAAUAAAUUAAUAGCCCUACCAAAUACAAAUGCAAAACUAGUAGCCACUUGCUACAAUUAUGGAUUACUAGAUACUGUAUAUACACAAACAGGACAGGAGAUAGCUAUGUUAACUCUAAACUAGAUUAACUUGAUAUUAGUUCAUAUUGAGUUUAAUUCUAGUUUCUUUGUGUGCUUAAUUUUAUUUCCUGCCAAUUGUUUCGUGCUUUUAUCUUUUACUUUCUUUGUGAAUUGCUUGGUUCAAGUCCGUUUGCUUUUAAUUGUCCGUCCUUGUGAAUACACAACUUUCACUCCACCCCGAAGACGGUUGGAACUUGUUGUGAAACCUUGGGACUUAAGUUUGCUAGCAAUUUUGACUUUCACUACGUGAGCGGUAAAAGGCAAGAGUGAAUAGGACUUUGAGCACGUAAAAGCCAAUUGGUGCAUAGUGUGAUACACGAGGGUUGAGCGACAUCGAGUGAGCUUGGUGAGGACUUUACUACUAAUUUGUUUGCUCGUUUUGUAGAUAUCAUGGAGUACAGGCAAAUUUCUAGUCCUAAUUGUUAUCCAAGGAGUAAGACUCCGAUGCAUGAAGUUGUAUCUAUGAUUUAUCACAUAAGUGAGAAGGUCACCAAUAUUACCAUAUGGCAACAUAAAACGAAUGCAAGGUUGAUUUCUAUAUUGAGGGAAUCUCACUUGAGGCAACAAGGAAGGGAGAGUAGUAUGACGCUUACUAAUUCCUCUACUACACCCUCUCCUUCACAAGUGCGACAAAUGCUUCAAAGAGGAAAACCGCAACAUAACCAACAUAUCCAAAUAUCACAAAACCUACCAAAGCAAUCACAUUCACCAAAGGGACCUUAUUUUCCUCCACCAAAUUACCGACCACCUACCCACUACCAACACCAACCACCAUUUAGACCUCAAGCGCACAUACCCAUAAUACCACCACCCCAAAUGACCCAACCUAGACCACCAAUGAAUCUACCUCCCCAAUAUAUGCCUCGAGUGCCAUCAAGGAGGGACAAUCUCCCUCAAGAAGAAUGUGUUGAUGAUUCUUUUGAUUCUAUUUUCAUUCCUUUGGCAAAAAGAUUUAAUUUUUAUAGUGAAAUGGGCAAAUGUGAGUAUGGAGAUGCCUUGUUGGAGAGUGAACAAGUUACUUAUAAUAACAUAAAUAUAAAAGAAGAAAACUUUCAUUUAUAUUCCAAUGAGUUGACUUCUUUUGUAUUUGAUCUUGAUGACUCUUACGCAUAUUUAUGUGAUGAUUUUGUUGAGUGUGAAAAGGAAAGUAAAGUUUUUGAUGCUAGCACUAGUAUUAAUUGCUUUACUUAUUUUAUUCCUACUUUUGAAAGAACAUUCUCCUUGGAUUUUGCUAAUGCUUCUAUGAGAAAAAGUAAGAAUAUUUCUUUUGGUGUUUGGAGUGACCAUUUUGAGCAAAAAGAAUCUAACUUUAUUGAUUAUUUUGUGAAGGUUCAACAAGAGAAAAUUGCUAAGGGUAAGAAAGGGCUUGAACUAACACUUUGACAUACUUUUUGUCAAGAGCUUUUUCUUUUGCCCAAAAGCAAGAAUGAUAUGUACGUUUGGCUUAUGCUUAUCUUGUGUUUAUCUAAGGCCAUUGAGGUCCAAAUUCGAGGACGAAUUUCUUUCAAGAGGGAGAGGAUGAUACACGCCGGAUGAGCAUGCCUAACGAUUUUCAAGUCAACAUCUUAGCAUUGGAGUGCUUUAAAGGAGUCAAGAUCAAGAAUGCUAUACUUGUAAUAAUUGACUACACUUAGCUCCUUAGAAUUAGCUUAGCCGUAUUUGGGUCAUUUGUAGCCAAAUAGCCACUCUAGUAUAAAUAACCCUUAAGGCUUUUAUUUUAGAUAGGCUUGAUGAAUGAUAAACUUGAAG
Nicotiana tabacum (common tobacco) is the source of this 2383-nucleotide messenger RNA. NCBI's taxonomy places the organism in Eukaryota, Viridiplantae, Streptophyta, Magnoliopsida, Solanales, Solanaceae. The record is from RefSeq and is a predicted model, not a curated record.